Messenger RNA from Arabidopsis thaliana (thale cress), 1488 nucleotides. RefSeq names its product P-loop containing nucleoside triphosphate hydrolases superfamily protein. Lineage: Eukaryota; Viridiplantae; Streptophyta; Magnoliopsida; Brassicales; Brassicaceae. Gene Ontology annotation, cellular component: cytoplasm. Gene Ontology annotation, molecular function: sulfotransferase activity. The record is from RefSeq and is marked reviewed. The transcript has a single exon. Bases 239 to 1294 code for a protein of 351 amino acids.
CACAUGCACUAGCCACUAGACACUAGUACACGACUAAACUACAAUUCCAAAGAGUCAAAAUCUAUCAAGUAUUUUUUUUUUUUCAAGAUAAGAUUUCUUAUCGUAAUAUAGGAAAUGUGUGGCUUAAGAUCCACGCAUGAUUAAAACAAAUCCCUAAACACUUUGUCUAUGAAAUAUAACCAUCUGCUUGUAAGGUCAAAUUGUUCAAAGCAUCAAAUAAGUAAAUAAAAACUCUUUUAUGUUCACCUUUUUCACUAUCCUCUCUUUGUGUUUCAAAUCGUGGGAACAAAUUAUCACAAUGGAGGCUUCUAAAGAAGCUCAUCACCUUCCAAACUACAUGAAAGACGACAACGUUAGUCAAGAAACCAAGAACUUGAUCACUUCUCUACCUUCAGACAAAGAUUUCAUGGGUUAUGGUCUCUACAACUACAAAGGUUGUUGGUACUAUCCAAACACACUCCAAGCCGUUCUUGACGUCCAAAAACACUUCAAGCCACGAGAUACUGAUAUAAUCCUCGCUUCUUUGCCCAAAGGUGGAACCACUUGGCUCAAAUCCCUAAUUUUCGCUGUUGUACAUAGAGAAAAGUACCGCGGAACCCCUCAAACACAUCCUUUGCUCUUACAAAACCCUCAUGACCUUGUCCCAUUUCUUGAGGUUGAGUUAUACGCUAAUAGCCAAAUUCCGGAUCUCGCAAAGUAUUCUUCUCCUAUGAUCUUUUCUACACACAUGCACUUACAAGCAUUGCGUGAAGCCACCACAAAAGCUUGCAAAACCGUAUAUGUGUGUAGAGGUAUCAAAGAUACGUUUGUCUCCGGCUGGCAUUAUAGAAACAUGUUGCAUCGCACCAAGAUGGAUCAAGCCACUUUUGAGCUCAUGUUUGAUGCUUAUUGUAGAGGAGUUCUCUUAUAUGGACCUUAUUGGGAACAUGUAUUGAGCUAUUGGAAAGGGAGCUUGGAAGCAAAGGAGAAUGUUCUUUUCAUGAAGUACGAAGAGAUAAUUGAGGAGCCUCGUGUUCAAGUCAAGAGACUCGCCGAGUUCUUGGAAUGUCCAUUCACCAAGGAAGAAGAAGAAAGUGGAUCGGUGGAGGAGAUCUUGAAGUUGUGUAGUUUACGAAAUUUAAGCAAUUUGGAGGUUAAUAAGAAUGGGACAACGAGAAUUGGUGUAGAUUCUCAGGUGUUCUUUAGGAAAGGUGAAGUUGGUGAUUGGAAGAAUCAUCUUACGCCACAAAUGGCGAAAACCUUUGAUGAGAUUAUUGACUAUAGACUAGGAGACUCCGGUUUGAUAUUUCAAUAAGGUUGUGUUGUGUUUUUUUUCUUUUGUCAUCCGAAAAUAAAUUAGGACUCAAACGAGUCAUUCUUGAGAAAUGUUAUGUUGUAUUCUUAGCUUUGAAAUUCCAUGUUUCUUCUUUUUAUGAACUUAGUUGAGUCAAUUUUCGCUAAAAUAAUUUGUGUACUAAUCAGUUACGUAAAUAUAAGAACAUUAGAACC